This is a messenger RNA of Lampris incognitus (smalleye Pacific opah), 1308 nucleotides long. RefSeq names its product T-box transcription factor TBX2-like. The transcript has 7 exons. Gene Ontology annotation, biological process: regulation of transcription by RNA polymerase II; cell fate specification; positive regulation of DNA-templated transcription. Gene Ontology annotation, molecular function: RNA polymerase II cis-regulatory region sequence-specific DNA binding; DNA-binding transcription factor activity, RNA polymerase II-specific. The record is from RefSeq and is a predicted model, not a curated record. NCBI's taxonomy places the organism in Eukaryota, Metazoa, Chordata, Actinopteri, Lampriformes, Lampridae. The coding region runs from base 1 to 1308 and encodes 435 amino acids. Gene Ontology annotation, cellular component: nucleus.
AUGAGAGAUCCGGUUGAGACGGGCGCUGCCAUGGCAUACCAUCCUUUCCACGCUCACCGACCGGCCGCCUUCCCCAUGUCCGCGCUGCUCGCCGCCGCUCAGCCGUCCUGUUUCCCCGCGCUGUCCUUCCCUCCUCCCGGCGUCUUCGCCAAACCGCUGACCGACCGCGCCGCGUCCGAGCCCGAAGACGCCAGGCUGCCCGGGACCCUGGCGCACCAGCGCCGUCCCGGAGUUUACCCGCGCUCCGUCAAAAGUUUCCACGUCGAAGAAGCGCUGGAAGACGACCCCCAAGUCACCUUGGAGGCGAGCGGUCUGUGGGACGAGUUUCACAAAAUGGGAACCGAAAUGGUCAUCACAAAAUCGGGAAGGAGGAUGUUCCCCCCCUUUAAAGUCCGUGUCAGCGGGCUAAACGCUAAAGCCAAGUACAUCCUGCUGAUGGACAUCGUGGCUGCGGAUGACUGCCGCUACAAGUUUCACAACUCCCGCUGGACGGUGGCGGGGAAAGCGGACCCGGAGAUGCCCAAACGGAUGUACAUCCACCCGGACAGCCCUUCCAAAGGCGAGCAGUGGAUGGCCAAACCUGUCGCCUUCCACAAACUGAAACUGACCAACAACGUUUCGGACAAGCAUGGGUUUACAAUUCUGAAUUCCAUGCAUAAAUACCAGCCCAGAUUUCAUAUUGUGAGAGCCAACGACAUAAUGAGGCUUCCUUACAGCACUUUCCGGACUUAUGUUUUCCCGGAGACAGAGUUCAUCGCAGUCACUGCAUAUCAAAAUGAUAAGAUCACACAACUCAAAAUUGACAAUAAUCCCUUUGCAAAAGGGUUCAGGGACACAGGGAACGGGAGACGAGAGAAGAGGAAGCAGUUAACCCUUCCGCCGCUGUGCUCUAAUGAAGACCAGUGCAAAGUGGAUUUGGACUGUGCAGACUCAGAUGACUCAUCAUGCGAACAGCCGUGUGUGAGGGAGACAGUUCAUUCUCCGUCUGACUUGGUGACCAGCCCGCUGAAGUCCGUCCCAGACACUCAAGGUGACAAGAACAUUGGAAGUGAUCAGGAUGUUGAUCCACAAGAUGUGCACUCAACCCGCAGCAGUUCUGGGCCUGGACAUACGUAUGUGCAGAGCCAGCGGAGCCAGGAAAUACUGUGCAAUAAGUCUGGUCUCAGUAACAGUUUCGACAUCCUGGAGUCAAGGAAAGAAAUCCCAGCAUACAGUGUUCCAAAAAAUAAGCCCCCCCAGGAAAACACUGUCUCCAAAAAGGAUGAAGUGGUGUUGAAUAAGAACAGAGUGGGAGAUGAGGAGGAGUAG